Messenger RNA from Pungitius pungitius (ninespine stickleback), 2932 nucleotides. It is a transcript of the gene reep1, whose product is annotated as receptor accessory protein 1. Gene Ontology annotation, cellular component: cytoplasmic microtubule; endoplasmic reticulum membrane. The transcript has 8 exons. NCBI's taxonomy places the organism in Eukaryota, Metazoa, Chordata, Actinopteri, Perciformes, Gasterosteidae. The record is from RefSeq and is a predicted model, not a curated record. Gene Ontology annotation, molecular function: microtubule binding. The coding region runs from base 246 to 1151 and encodes 301 amino acids.
CCAAACCAACCAGGCGGCGCUCCCAUUCACGUCACAUCUGCUCACGCGCGUUAAACCGGACGCACGCCGAGCAUCUGUGCAAUGCAACACCGCCAUCUAUGGAUGUGAGCUCCGUGUCGCUCGCGUGCAUCGCGCCGGUGCCUGUGCGCGUCCCGAAGCCGCCGCCAGAACGCGCCUGAUCGCGCCUGUCAUCUGGAGGAAACCCCUCCCUGCAGAGCAGCGCGUCCCGUCGCAUUUCCAGCGCAAUGGUCUCCUGGAUCAUCUCUAGACUUGUGGUAAUUGUUUUUGGGACUUUAUAUCCGGCGUACUACUCUUAUAAAGCUGUGAAGUCAAAAGAUGUGAAAGAAUACGUGAAAUGGAUGAUGUACUGGAUCAUAUUUGCCCUAUUCACUGCUGUGGAAGUGUUUACGGAUAUGUUUCUUUGUUGGAUUCCUUUCUACUAUGAACUGAAGAUAGCCUUUGUGGUGUGGCUGCUGUCCCCUUACACUAAAGGCUCCAGUGUGCUAUACAGGAAAUUAGUUCAUCCCACGCUUUCCUCAAAAGAAAAGGACAUCGAUGAGUAUAUCUGCCAAGCAAAGGACAAAAGCUAUGACACACUUGUGCAUUUUGGGAGGAAGGGGCUGAAUGUUGCUGCGUCAGCUGCAGUUAUGGCUGCAACAAAGAGCCAAGGGGUCCUGUCGGAUCGCCUGAGGAGUUUCAGCAUGCAGGAUCUGUCCUCCUACCAGUCGGACCCCGUGAACACCGGCCCCACGCAGCCCGCUGCAGCACCGCAACGGACCAGGUCUAUGAUGCGCAGCAAGUCGGAGAGCUGCAACAAGGGACAGGAUUUUGACAUGACUGAGUAUGAGAUGUUGGGUUUGGAACAGUGGGACUCCAAGUGCCCGCUGUCCCAGACAAUUUUACCUUCGGAGUCUGAAUCCACCGUAAUGCCCUCACUGACACCGCAGUCCUCCCCACCUGCCACACCCUCUCCACCUGCCUCCCCUCCGGCUCCGGAGCAUCCCGUGGAGGUGGGGAAAGAGGUACAGGCAGCAUCAAGCUCGCCACAGCUCAGGCUGUUUAAGAAGAAGGCUCCUGAGCCUCCUCUUAGAGUCUUAAGGCCUCUCACAAGAUCCAGAAGUGCUCGUUCUACGAACAAUGAAGCCAUGUGAAACUGUCCUAGAGACUACUCCAGCUGCCUUUGCUGCAAGAAGUAAAAAUACUAAAUGGCCAAAAGCGACAUGACUAAAGCAGCCUUGCUUUGGAAUAAGGUAUUACCAAAGUGACCUAAGAUGACCCCUCUAUUUAUCGUGUAUGUCAUGAUUAAAAACACAACAUUUGUGACAUUGAGAUAGUACGAUUGAAUGGGCUCUAUGCUGAUAGACAUUUUGAGUUUUCAGGUUAUUGAAAAUGUAUUUAUGUACAGUUUUUGUGCACUCCAUCUUUCUGAUUUGAUUGUUUUUAUAUGUCAGGUUUGGGUAGGCAAUUGCAUGUGUGUCUUCCCAUUUUAGUACGCUGUUUACUUAACAGAAUGUACUAUUGCUGAAUAAUUAAGCAGGCAAUGAGAGUGACGAGGUCGCUCUUAAAGAAUAGGUUAAAAGCCAAGGAUCAAAAGAAAAGGCUUUUUUUUACCCCAUUUAUUAUCAAGAAACCUCUGUGAGCAGCUGAAUUCUGCACUGAUUAUUUGAUCACAUCAAGGUAUCCAGGAAUCACCCAAAAAACUAUUCCAAGAUGAGACAACCUAACUUUUUAAUAAAGAAAAGUCAGUCAGCAGCGGCAGAUACUAUUCUGUUAUUUACCUCUAUUAAAGCCUUAAAGAAAAGACAUCAAAAUACAAAAUGUCUCAAAUCAUAAAAUAAGUAUUUUUUAUCAAAUUAUGUUCACAUUAAACAAUCAUGUUGCACUAUGAAUAGAAUAUGAAGUCGUUUUCCUUAAUACUCGGAAAUAGCUAAAAAAAACCAAUAGUAGCAAAAUAGUAUUACAAAUAAUUGUAUUAUCAUUGCUUAUUUCUUCUGUGUUCAAGUAAUAACUAUUCUGUAAUGAGUAAUAGCAUUUGCAUCGCAACUGUAGGUUUCCUUAGUUUGGACAAUCCACUUUUCUGUUUGUCUAGCACAUUUUGUCAUUUAAACGACAAAUUAAGGCCAAUUAGUAAAAAGUUCUGUUCAGCUGUAGCAGAAAAUGAUAUAACAUGAGUUUUUAAUUUGCAUAGCAUUAGACUUCGUUUUAAUUAUGUUCUUAAUUCACUGAGCCUCAAUAGAACCAAUUUACAAAAAGUAUCACUGUGUUGGACAGAAUUAUAAUUUUCAUCAUAGUAUCUGGAUCAAUAUGGGUUAUUUGAAGUUUUAAACAAAAGCUUCUCAGGUACAACUGCUGUUUACACGUCAUUCACUCUGAUGUUGUAGAUACACUUGUUAUGCACAUAAAAUGUCCUUUUAUUGGUAAAAACCUUAAAGGAAAGGUCAGAUUGUGUUCCAACGUGAGUAGUGUUAUUGCAGGUUUUCUUCUACUAAAAGUCAUGCAAAGUAAAAGAAAAAAAACACAUGUUGCUAAGUAGCAGAUAUGUAUACUUGUGUGUAGACUAAGUCAAUACUGCAUGAUGUUUGAUAUUAAUUUGUAUGAAUCUUUUUUUUCUCUUAAGAGGCCUUUCUGGUGAAUUUAGCAUUUUUGGUUGCUUUGAAGAAAGAAUAUGAGAUGUAAUCACUAUACACACUUUGGCUAUACAUAUAAAGUCUUAUUAACUGAUAAAUUAGCCACUUAGACUUUAUUCAUGAGGAGGUCCCUCUUAAAUUACCCAAACGUUUCUUUCUGGCAGGCCAGAAUAUCAAAUUGCUUAAAUUUCAACUUGAUUGUGAAAUAAAUAAAAUGGUGAGAUGAUGGUCGAUUUAUGUAUUAUUGUUCUGGGUUUAAUAUUAUAUUUGUUAAAUCAAGCCAUUAAAUAUUAAGCAAACUUUUA